AUGCGCUUCGCACUCAUUGUCCUCGCCUUCGCCGUCGUCUUCGUCGCUGCUAGCCCCAGCAUGGACAAGAAGAAGAAGAAGACUGCUCCCCCAGUUGAGGCUCCUGUUGAGGAGACCCCCGCCGAACUUGGUCUUGGUCACAGCUUGGCCACUCACGCGAUCGUCACAUAA
Molecule: messenger RNA, 171 nt
Organism: Pleurotus ostreatus (oyster mushroom)
Lineage: Eukaryota; Fungi; Basidiomycota; Agaricomycetes; Agaricales; Pleurotaceae
Exons: 2
Coding region: 1-171 (56 amino acids)
Source: RefSeq, a predicted model, not a curated record